UGAUAAUUAUAGCAAUUUUCCAAGGUUAUCGACUAAGUAUGUUGGACAGCUAUGUUCAUUAGAAGCAUCCUCCUCCAGUUUUUGGUCAUCUGAGCUUUCCUCAUCUUCUACCAAUACAGGGUCGAACAAGGGAUUCAUACUCCCAUAACCUCUGCCAGCCUGACUAUAGGUCGGCGCUUGCCCUAAAUUAGGGUUGUGGAUGGUUUCAUCCUCCAUCGUUGGGAAAUCUUCUUCCAUGGGGAUUGCGUCCGUAUUGAUUGCCAUUGUUUUACUUUUUUUUGUUUGAUCUUUGAAGCAGAUCACUCUUUUCGCUCCAAAGCCCUAGGAGAGAUGUUUUCUAGAGCUUGUUCCCGGAUUUCGAGGACUGGGUUGAAUCCAUUUCGUUGGCGUUAUCCUUGUUUGUCAGCUUCAAAUUCAGCUGUUGCCGCAUAUUAUCAAUUGUUAAGCAACUCUAAUCCCACAAUAACUCCUUCGUUGUCCAAGUAUGCCUGGGGAUCUAUAGGAAAUACAUCUUGCAGUUUCAGUCAUGAUGCAAGACAUCAUAUUCAUUAUAGUGCAACGUCCACAGUUGAGGACCAAUCUGAUCCGUUUUCCCUCGUUGCUGAUGAGUUAUCACUCCUAGCUGAUAGAUUGCGGUCAAUGGUGGUUGCAGAGGUCCCUAAGUUGGCAUCCGCUGCUGAAUAUUUCUUCAAAAUGGGAGUUGAAGGAAAGCGCUUUCGCCCUACAGUUUUAUUAUUGAUGGCAACAGCUUUAAACAUGCCUGUAUCUAUGUCUUCUGCUGAUAGACUAUCACCUGCUAGAGUAGUUGAUAAUUUGGAAACACAACUUCGUAGAAGACAACAGUGCAUUGCGGAGAUCACAGAGAUGAUCCAUGUGGCAAGUCUUCUUCACGAUGACGUAUUGGAUGAUGCUGAUACAAGACGUGGUGUUAGUUCAUUGAACUCAUUGAUGGGGAAUAAGUUGGCUGUUCUAGCGGGUGAUUUCUUGCUCUCUAGGGCUUGUGUAGCUCUGGCCUCUUUACAGAAUACUGAGGUUGUAUCGUUACUUGCCAAGGUUGUAGAGCAUCUUGUCACUGGUGAGACAAUGCAAAUGACAACAACAUCCGAGCAGCGUUUAAACAUGCAGUAUUACAUGGAGAAGACCUACUUCAAGACAGCAUCAUUGAUAUCAAAUAGCUGCAAAGCAAUUGCUCUCCUUGCGGGACAUACUGCCGAAGCUGCAACGUUAGCUUACGAGUAUGGGAAAAAUCUGGGAUUGGCGUAUCAACUGAUAGAUGAUGUUCUUGAUUUCACGGGCACGUCUGCAUCACUUGGAAAGGGUUCACUUUCUGAUAUUCGUCAUGGGAUCAUCACAGCUCCUUUGUUGUUUGCCAUAGAAGAGUUCCCUCAGUUGGGUGAAGUUGUGCAGCGAGGCUUGGAAAACCCUGCAGAUAUAGAUCUUGCUCUGGAUUACCUAGGGAAAAGUCAAGGAAUACAGAAAGCAAAGGAAUUAGCAGUGAAGCAUGCAAACCUAGCGGCUGAAGCUAUUGAUUCUCUACCCGAGAGUGAUGACGAGGAUGUUAGAAGGUCAAGACGUGCACUUAUAGAUCUUACACACAGAGUCAUUAACAGAACAAAGUGAACAAAGAUAACUUAAAGCUUCUGAAGCCCACGAUUUGUUUAAUCUAUUUAUUAUAAGUUUAUGUAUAAUGGGGUGGUAUCAAGGAUACCCAUUUGCCUCUUUAUUCUUUCACAGGUUCAAAUAUGUUCUUUUGCUCAAGUUCAAAGCAAAGGCUCAUGCAUAAGAUUUUUAGUUAGAAUAGAACUGUAGGUCUAUAGAGAACUCUCAGGUAUACGAGUAGUGAACAUAGCAAAACUAAAGCCUUUUUCUGAAUAUUUGUUUUAGAAAUACAAUUAAAAGAACUUUUGUGGGCUA
Molecule: messenger RNA, 1914 nt
Organism: Spinacia oleracea (spinach)
Lineage: Eukaryota; Viridiplantae; Streptophyta; Magnoliopsida; Caryophyllales; Amaranthaceae
Product: solanesyl-diphosphate synthase 1, mitochondrial
Exons: 13
Coding region: 331-1620 (429 amino acids)
Biological process (GO): ubiquinone biosynthetic process; isoprenoid biosynthetic process
Cellular component (GO): transferase complex
Molecular function (GO): prenyltransferase activity
Source: RefSeq, a predicted model, not a curated record